GGUAGUUUAUCCCAUCGCUGGGUGAAGGACUUUUAUCAAAAUUUUUCAGAACCUCCCAUCCCAUCGAUGGUAACUUUCUCCCAUCGAUGGGUGUUUGACACUAUUUUUUUAAAGCUUUUUAUCGGAUUUCCAGUAGCCACCUUCCCAUCGAUGGGUAGGUUCUACCAUCGCUGGGAAGGCAGCCUUGUUCUCCCCUUCGCUUUCCAGUGUCACCCUUCCCAUCGCUGGGGACUCUUACCCAUCGAUGAAGACAAACCCUUCCCAUAUCUCGACGGUUCCUUCUUGGAGUUCGGGUCGGAAGAGGAACUCUCUCGCUUCAUCACCUACUUCGCCAAGCGCCCGAUCUCUCCGCCCCGCGUGCUCCCGGAGCUGUACCUUCAACAAAAGGGGUACCACGACCUCGACAAUCAACUCAAAGAGUCGGGUCUGUGGCCGUUCGUCUCCAGAAGCCGUCAAUCCUUCAAUCCUGCCUAUGUUCGGGCUUUCUACUCCAAUCUCCGCCGGGACGGGGACACCAUCCGGAGCAGCAUCAAUCUCUAUGACAUAGAGUUUGACUUGGCUACUUUUGCUAGGGUCGCAGGGCUGCCUACCCGCGGUGACGACAUCGCAUCAUACAGAGGCGACGAUUGGAUCCUCAACAACGAGGCCGUCGUCAUUCGUGAGCUCGGGAUCACCAACUUGAUCCAACUUGAUCCGUCACAGCGGCGCACCGACGAUUCACUCGGCCCCACCAGAGAAGCUCCUCCUCCUCUACAUCAUCACCCGGAUUCUUCGCCCUCAGGACAAUCCGGAAAGGGGAGCAACUCCGGGAAUUCAUCAAUAGGUGGGAGAAGGAGGCUAGGGACGUCCAAGGCCCUGAUUGCCAUGCUCCAAGCGGCACUCACCCAAGGGGAUAUGCGCAAGGAGCUGCGACAAAAUCUGCUCUCGACCUAUCAGGAGAUGUUGACCAGAGAGAAGUACCUGGCGUUGGAAGAAGAUGAUGAUGAGCCACCUGUCCGGAAGGAUAGAAUUGAGAAGGAAGAACUGAUUUUUAUUCACUGAUCUUAAAAAUCCUCUCCACUAACCAUGACUUAUUCCACUAACAGGGAUUGGUGAGUUAGUGGGGCUGUUUUGUGGUGAAUUCACACAAGAAUCUGCAUCACCUGAGUCCAGCGGAAGGAAAAUAUAUGAAUCAUCUUGCUUGGUCUCCCAAUCCCAACAAGAAUCUUCAUGGAAAAUGACGUAUCUGCUAAUAAUAACUUUGCCACUAA
Molecule: messenger RNA, 1250 nt
Organism: Cuscuta campestris
Lineage: Eukaryota; Viridiplantae; Streptophyta; Magnoliopsida; Solanales; Convolvulaceae
Source: the annotation of a GenBank genome assembly